Centropristis striata (black sea bass) is the source of this 4631-nucleotide messenger RNA. It is a transcript of the gene crsp7, whose product is annotated as cofactor required for Sp1 transcriptional activation, subunit 7. Bases 242 to 2113 code for a protein of 623 amino acids. The record is from RefSeq and is a predicted model, not a curated record. The transcript has 3 exons. Lineage: Eukaryota; Metazoa; Chordata; Actinopteri; Perciformes; Serranidae. Gene Ontology annotation, cellular component: mediator complex; core mediator complex; nucleus. Gene Ontology annotation, biological process: positive regulation of gene expression; regulation of transcription by RNA polymerase II. Gene Ontology annotation, molecular function: transcription coregulator activity.
GGGAUCCAGCAGCUGGUAGUGAGUUGCUAGAGCGCCCAGCAGGCAGCAGCCGACGGUCAACACAGCAACACAUCUUCCACUCCAUGUGAGAGAAACUGAGCCGUCUACCUUACAGGCGACAGAAGAAUAUGCUGUUCGGACGCCUGACGUGGUACCGCAGCGGCUUUUGAGUCCUCAUUGUCACCCGGGUUUCAUUUUGGAGGAUUCCUCCCUCCAUCCUCCGGAUCGCACCGAACAGGCAAUGACAACGGUGUCAGCAACCCCGCAGCAGAUGAGGGACCGGCUGCUGCAGGCCAUCGACACUCACAGCAAUAUACGCAAUAUGGUGGAUGUAUUGGAGGUAAUUACCUGUCUUGAAAAGUAUCCUAUCACCAAAGAAGCACUUGAGGAAACCCGUCUCGGAAAAUUGAUCAAUGAUGUAAGGAAGAAGACCAAGAAUGAAGACCUUGCUAAGCGUGCUAAGAAACUCUUAAGGACCUGGCAAAAGUUGAUUGAACCUGGGCCAGCUGUGACUGCCAGUACCCCUGGGUCUACCAAUGGCAGUUCUCAUCCCUGCAGAACGGAUGCCUCUCCUCCUGACAUUUCUGUGUCGGGGAAGGGUGUCCCUGAAGUCAAAAUUAGAAACGAUGUUCACAACACAUACUCACCAAAAGCUGAGAAAUCAAGCAGCCGCAAACGCAGAGCCGAGCACAGAGACAGCGGAGUGCACUUACCAGAAAAAAUCUCCAAGAUGUCUUCAUUUGAUAACUCUGUUUCCCCACCACCCACCAAUGGGAUUUCGGGCAGCCCUGAUGCCCUGCCUGACCAGCAAGUCGUCCCGUCUCCUGACAGAUCUCGGAUAGAGCACCUUGAUAAUGAUAAAAUCAACAGAAUUCCGGUUAAUGCUGUCAAGCCUCGCCCCAGCUCCCCUGGAGUGGCCAAACUACCUAGCACUUCCUCUAUGAUCAAGGUUGCUGUGAUGCAGCAACAGGCCAGAUUGGAUGAAGGGGGAGGAGGGGGGUAUUAUCAAGCCAAAAGUCCCCGCGGCGUUACUACCAGUCCGAGGAGCAUGAAGCCAGACACAGUGACCAAGCGCUCCUCAGCAUAUGCCCCGAAAGGAACCCCUGUCCCAAGCCCUUCCUCUAGGGACUCUCCCUUGUCCCAGCCUGUAUCCUCCCCAGCCCAAGCUUCUUACACUGACAAGCUGCCACAUUCUUCUCAUAGGUCUUCAAUGCACUGGGCCAGUUCGUCAGAUGUCCCCUCUCAUUGCCCACCACAAGACAUAUCUGCAUCACUGGAAUCCCCAUCAAUCUCCCCUUCACCCUCUCACCCCCAACACAACUCAGAACUACACAGACCGACAUCUGAGGGAGCCAUGUCUGUAUCUGAUGACACAGACGGGCCAACGGUUCCCAACUCAGAGCAUAAACGGAGGAAGUACAGGUCAAGAGACUACUCUGUCAACCUUGAUGGUCAGAAAAUAGAGGACACAACUAAACCUGUGCGGUUAAAAGAACGCAGAUUAACAUUUGAUCCUGUCACAGGUCAGAUCAAAUCUUUGGUACAUAAAGAACCUUCUCAAAUAGAGGAUGCCCCCACUCCUGACCCUACAGAGUCUAGGCAGAGAACUGAAAGCACUGUACUACAGCCCGCUCCCACGACCCCAGUCCCAGUCCCUGUCCCAACCCCAGUCCCUGUCCCAGCCCUGGCCCCAGUCCCAGGUCCCAGCCCCAACCCCAACCCUUUCCAUCAAACAAACUGGAAGGAGCUGUCCAGAAAUGAAAUCAUCCAGUCCUACUUGAACCUUCAGAGUAAUGUGCUCACCUCCUCUGGGGUCCAGGCCCCGAGUGCACACUUUUUCAUGUCAGAGUAUCUGAAAAGGGAAGAACAGGAAAUCAAGGACUCAAGGAAGGUACAUGUUCUGCAGAAAGACAGCGCAGUAGGGGAUUUACCGGGCAUUAGCCGGGAGGUGACGGACGGGGACCUGGACAGGGUACACACACAGCACUGGCAGGGGGUGAACGGUUGUUAUGACACCGAGGGCACCUGGUAUGAUUGGACAGAGUGCAUAACAUUGGACCCUCAUGGGGAUGAAAGCAAAUUGAACAUCCUGCCAUAUGUUUGCCUAGACUGAGGUGUUUGGGAAGGUUGCUGUCCUUUUCCACUCCUUUCUUUGUCUCCCCACAGAGACGAGAUACUUUGUGAUUUUGUUUGUCCACUGUGAGUUCGGCAAAAGCCAGGCCUGCUAAACUCCCUCUCCCAUGCCUCUUCCUGUGAUAAUCUAAUGAGGGUUUGGUAUAAAAAAGAGUAAAGAUUAAAAGAAUAGUUGAGUUUGUAAUACCAAGGGCUGUUUCUGUUUUAUUUUUCAAACUGAAAGCCACAGGAAUGAUGAGGCCCUAGGUGCAGAGUGCUGCUACUAACACUGAAGGUAAUAAAGAGAGGACAAUUAUCCUAGACAACCAGAAAUGGUGUUAUGAUGUGAAUUUUUGAUGAUCUUAUUCGUACCUCUAUUUCAGGUUCACUGGGAUGAUUUUCUUUUUUUUAUACAUAUACCUUCCAGUUUCUAAUGAGGAAUUACAGUCUAGGGCUAAAUUUGAGGGAAGGCCGGGGUUUAGCUGUCCUGUCCAGACCGCCAUGUUGGUGCCCAGAAAGGUGUUGAUAGAUCUAGCACAGGUAGAGCCGAACAUGUCCAGAGUUUGAAAUACUGGAUCAUAUUUGGCAGUUACAAGAAGCUUUAUGUGAGAUAUAAAGAGUAAAUUAUAAAUUUCUUAUCAUGUAUACAUCUAUUUAUUUUUGACCAUUUCAUUUAUGGGACGUUCAGAAACCUAUAGAUCUGGUUUUGUGUUUUGUUUUUUUUCCUGUUUGCAUCACAAUGCUGUCAGCCUUAUCUUCAAUGUUCAAGGGGCAUACAAAUGUUUUUUGCAUGUUCUAUCUUUAAGAUCGGACAAUGCUUUUGGUCAUUAACAUUCCAUACUCCAACCUUCGCUCUCUGUCUCAUCACACAGCUCCCAUGUGCCCAUCCCAUCUCAACUCUCAAGAGGAAAUUUAUUCAGAAAGUAAUUUGGUUUAGUGCAGUGCAAAUAGUGCGGUGCUGAUUUACAAUUCAUUAAGCUAAAAUUAAAAACUCAUACUGACUUCUUCCAAACUUAAAUGGAUGCUUUGCCAUUAAAAUAACCAUUUGUUUAUCAAGUUUUCUCACCGCAUGUUACCUUGAAUUCUUAAACGUUUUUCACGACUGCCUCCACAGUGAACGAACAAACAGAAACCAGGAGAAAAUCCUUAAUGAAUUAAAGGGAAAUAGAGGUCUAACAACAGCAUAACUAUAUCAAAUCUGUUUCAAACUCUCACAACGGGUGCAGUAUAAUCCAAGUCUCAUUUUUCCAAUCGUAUGCUUGCUAAGUCCCAAACACGCAUUUUUGUGAAAACCUUGCUGUUGAAACACUCCCCCACUACUGUCACAUGCUUGUGCGGGCGCAGUGAGAGUUUGUCAGUCUGGGUGAGUAGUGCUACUGUCAAGCCUGACAUGGUACUAGCCAAAGUGUUUUAAAUCAAAAGUUUUUUGUGAAAAUGCAAAACACGACUCCCAUUUACUUAAAUAAAUUGAGGAUUUACUAUGUUUUCAGCCCUAUCAUUAACUGUGGAGGCAUGUGAGAAUUUUUUUUUUAAUUUUUAGAAUUUAAGAUAAAACAUGGCGAGUUACCAUACCAUGGUCAUUUUAAAGGUGAAGUAUUCCUCUAAUAUAUUUAAGAAUGUCAAAUCAGAUGGUGCUGAUCAAUAAAUGCAUUAUAGAGACAAAAGACACGGAAAUAUUUGAAUACUGGAACUCCCUUUUUCUUCCUUUCUUCUAAAUAUUGUUUGCCUUCUGAAAUUCCAUCACAAUAUUUUUCCGAGUUAAACAGCCUUAGUGAAUGUACAGGGUUGAGACCUCUUAUGCACUUGUUGACAACUUGUCGGUCGUUUCAUUACUGACUUAAUUCAAAUACUUACAGUGACUGAUGCUCCUACAAUCUGUGUCCACAAAACUUUCAUUCAGUCGUUAAAGACACAUUACAAGUUUUUUGCAGCUGCUUCCGAUAGUUUAGAAAACGUUUAGGAUGUUGUUUAUGGAUCAUUUAUUUUGCUUCCAUUUUUCAAUACAGCAAACAUGAAUGGCGGAGAGAGAGAAAGCUGUGUGCAUCAGAUAUUUUUGGCAUUUUCCAUGUGACAACCUAAACUUAAUUUUGAUGUCCCUUUAUACUCAUCAGUCACUACUGCUUUUUCCUCACAUGACUUAAAUUAAGCCUCUGUCCAUUCAUUCUUUCAGUCAUUCAUCCCUACCAAUGUGCCUUGGUAAAAAUGGUAAAUCUGGAUUUGCCUCUGCAUAAAACACGCCUGUCUGUGGAGCUGGGUGUAUGUGCAAGCUUUGCAAAUCCCGUGAUCAAUAUGACGCUGGUAUAUGCACCGUUUCUGUUACUUUUUGUACACACUGAUCUGGAGAGGGUGAAGCUGCAGACAAUGAGAAAACUGCACAACAACGCAGCUGGCAAUAAAGGAAAAAGUGCUACAACCGGUUGAUAAGAAUCUGUUUUCUGGAGUUUUGACUGGGGCAUCUUUAUUUGUUCAGUGUUUAACAUCUCUCAAUUGUUUGAAAAAUAAAAUGAUCUAAAUCUUCA